Molecule: messenger RNA, 1134 nt
Organism: Drosophila obscura
Lineage: Eukaryota; Metazoa; Arthropoda; Insecta; Diptera; Drosophilidae
Gene: Reg-2
Product: rhythmically expressed gene 2 protein
Exons: 3
Coding region: 144-926 (260 amino acids)
Source: RefSeq, a predicted model, not a curated record
UUGAAAGUGAUAUACAAAACAAUAACAGCCAGCAACUCACGUAGUACGCCGGGAGAUUUCAUUCGCGAAAGAUCGUCUAACAGAGCGUGCGUCCAAAGCCAAGUCGAUAUUCUGUUGAGGACAGUCCACAGACCAGCACGGAGAUGCGCAGCUUGAACCGUUUUCGUCUCAUAACCUUCGACGUGACCAACACGUUGCUACAGUUUCGCACGAGUCCCGGCAAGCAGUAUGGCGAGAUUGGAGCUCUAUUCGGAGCGCGAUGUGAUAACAAUGAACUGGCCAAGAAUUUCAAGGCCAACUGGUAUAAAAUGAAUCGGGAUUAUCCAAACUUUGGACGGGACACAAAGCCACAGCUGGAGUGGCAGCAGUGGUGGCGUCAGCUGAUAGCAGGUACCUUCUCGGAGAGUGGAGCUGCCAUCAAAGACGAGAAGCUGACCAAUUUCUCCAACCAUCUGCUGGAGCUGUACAAGACCUCCAUUUGCUGGCAGCCUUGCAAUGGCAGCGUGGAGCUGCUGCAGCAUCUGCGCAAAGAGCUCAAGCCGGAGAUAUGCAAGCUGGGGGUCAUAGCUAACUUUGAUCCCCGUCUGCCGGCGCUGCUGCAGAACACCAAACUGGACCAAUACUUGGACUUUGCGCUCACCUCGUACGAGGCGCAGGCGGAAAAGCCGUGCCCAGUGAUAUUCCAACGGGCCAUGAAGGAGUCGGGUCUAAAGAACCUCAAGCCGGAGGAGUGCCUCCAUGUGGGCGAUGGCCCAACCACAGACUAUCUGGCCGCCAAAGGCGUGGGCUGGCAUGCGGCGCUGGUGCACGAGAAGAGCUACUCGUACUUGGUGAAGAAGUACGGGGAGGAUAUCGACCGUGACCAUGUCUUUCCCAGCCUGUACGACUUCCACAAAAAGAUCUCAGAUGGUGCUGUGGUCUGGUGAUUGCAGUGUAUUUCUCCUAUGCCAAACUAUUUCAUCGUUUCUUCCCUUUGCUGCUCUUCGACUGGACGAGGGGUUUGCGCCAUGAACAAAUCGCCAUAGGGAUUGUGCGGCUUUUGGCUCUCGCGAUCGUACUGGGGGCCAAUGGCCCACAGCGACUCCAGAUCAUACUCCUCCCUGGCCCUUGGUGAAAAUAUAUGCAAUGCAAUGU